CAGCUGACAUGUGACCAGCUGUUUACCAGACAAGCAACAAGAUGCUGGAGGCUCCGCGGCUGGAGACCAGCCCCAUCGCGGUGGCUGUGAUCCCCGAGACCCGCGAGGAGGUGGCGGACAUCCGCGGAGCGCAGCUCGCUCCGGGGGGCUCCUUGAUCGGCUGCCUGCUGCCGGGGGCCCCGGGGGGCCUCCCGCUGCCGGGGGCCCCGGGCCGACUGCUGCUCUGGGACCCUGCGGACAGAGGCGCUCCUCCUGCGGCUGUGGACGUUUCCUGCACCGAGUUCUCCUGGGAGGAGCAGAGCGUCCACAGUCGGGGCGUCAGCAGACUCCUGGCUGUGGGACCUCAGUGUGACCUGAAGCUGCUGGAGGUGGAGGUCGAACCAUCAGCCGCCCUCGCUCUGCUCUGCGUCUCUGGAUGUGCUGCGGACCUCCUGCUGCAGGCUGUGAGACAGCAGGACCACAGUGUGUUCCAGCUGCAGUCGCUGCGUCUGUUGUCGUUCGCCGCCGGACGCAGCUGCGUGCUGCUGAAUGAUGAUUGGCUGCUGCAGCUGCAGUGGCUGCAGGCGGAGGCGGAGCCACAGAUAUUAACCUGCUGCAGCAUCCAGCCGCCUGAAGGCGACAGACACUCAGCUGUCAGUCACUGUGUCUGUAGAGACACACUGUUCACCCUCAGCGCCUCUGGACUCAUCUCUGUGUUCAGGAUCUCUGACGGCCUCCUGCUGGCCAGCGUUGAUAUCCCUCUGUACCUGAGCUCCGACCUGGAGGAGGACGAGGUGGUCUCCUCCUCUCCAGCCUCCUCCUCCUCCUCCUCCUCCUCCUUCUGCCUCCUCCAGGUGUCGGCUGACCUCAGCACAGCCGUUGCCGUCACUCAGUCUCACGCUGCCGUCGGCGUGGACCUUGACCACUACUUCAGGAUGUGUCCAGACCACCUGAUCUGUGCCGUCCCGCCUGCUCGCCCCGACCUCGGGCCAAUGAGAGACCAGGACGGUCUGUCGAGCUGCAGCCUCGCCGCCCUCGGAUCCACCUUCAGUACUGACCGUUCCUGGGAAGCUCAUCUGGCCUCCAUGUACAGCAGAGCUCAGCAGGCUCCACCUCCCUCCACCUCCUCCACCUUCUCCUCCUCCUCCCAGCCUGCCGGGAUGCCCUGGUCCUCCUCCCUCCCCCACCUGGAGUCCCACCAGGCUCCAUCCUCGGCCCACAGCCGAGUCCCUUGCGGAGGAGCAACCGUCAGCUUCUCCGUCCCUGAGUCCUCCGCCCCCUGUCUGCUCUCUGUCUCCGGGUUCUCUGCCCUGCUGACCUUCGUCUGCCCCGGAAACAGGCGGACCACAGUAGCCUCGUGGGAUUUUGCCUCCGGGAGUGUGAGCCUCCACCAGGAGGAGGAGGAGGAGGCGGCUCCUCUCCUGCGCUGUGGAGAGAGACAGCACAGACUCCUGCUGAAGAAGGCCGGCGUGUUCCAGGUCUUGUUCUCCGUUUCCCAGCAGGACCUGCUCAGCAGCUUGAUGCUGUUUGGAAGUGCAGCAACAGUAGAUGCAGUGUGUCACCUGAACAGCUGGGGGCGCUGCUCCAUCCCCAUCCACGCCCUGCAGGCCGGACUGAAGAACCGUCAGCUGGACACGGUGGACUUCUACCUGAAGAGCAAAGAGAACCUUCUGAACCCAUCAGCAGAUCAGCUGCCGGCCUCCACGCCGAGCCUGACCCACUGUGUCCAGGAGUUGUGUCCUGCGUUGGACCUGCUGUGUUCGGCCGUCAGAGACUCGAACAGUGAAGCUCAGAGUCGACAGUUUUCAGAACAGUUGCUCAACUUCACCUUGAACUUUGUCAACACACAGAUCCGCUCUGUGCUGUCCAGCUCCCACUAUGAGGACGCAGGUGUGCGGAGCUGCGUGGACGUGCUGGACCGCUACGUCACUGAGCUGAGGAGCUACAUGAAGAGAUAUCCCUGGCCAGCAGGGGGCGACGUCUCCAGCACCGACUCUGCUGCUCCAGCCCAGGAGGAGGCGCUGGAGGACGAAUGGGAGCAGCUCCCGACAGAGGAACUGGUCCACCGAUCCAUCCUGACCAAUCAGAUCCCCAGAGCUCAGGCCAUCCUGAGGAGGCGGAGCCGCCCGGAGCAGCACCUGUGGGCUCUGAGGAGGGAGGGGCUGCGGCAGGUCUUCUCCCGCCUGCAGCAGCGAGACGUGCAGACGGCCACCGCCCUCCUCGUCAACAUGGGUUUCAGUGUGAAGAAGCAGCUCCACAGUUUCUGUCUCUACACGGACGACAAACACCUGAGGGAGUUUGUGGUGGAGGAGCUGUCAAGGCGGAGUUAUUUUGCAGAGGAGGAGAUGCAGAGUGUGAUGUUCAUCAGGCAGAUGGAGAAGCUGGGAUCAGUGUUUCCCUCUCGCUGCCCUGCAGACUCCACAGGGCUCAGGGUCGUUCAGAUGGUUCACAGGGAGCCGGGAGGCGGGGCCGAGGAGGUCCUGGAGGAGCUGGUGGGACAGAGGCGGUCUGAGGAGGAAGCAGGGCUCUGGCAGAACGUCCGAUUGGACUGGGUGAGGAACUGGGACCAGAGCUGUCGGACCGGCGUCCUCCUGUCCCGACUGCAGCACACAGAGUUGAGCUCCUGUGACCCUGCCGUGCUGUGGCGUUACCUCACCGCCCUCCACGACCAGCACCGGGUGUUGGACUGGAUCCAGAACCAAGAGACCGCUGGCGCCUCCCUGUGGCCAGAGUUGGCUCCGGAGCUGGUGAACAACAACACACUGUGCAGCACGUACAUGAGGGAGCAGAUCCUGGACCUGCUGGCCAGACGAGGCCGCUUCAUCCCGGAGGAGCUGGAGGAUCUGGAGAAGCUGCUGUGGCGGCUGGCUCAGGGUGGGGGGGCGAUGGCUUCGUCUCCUCCCGUCCCUCAGUACCGCUCGCCGCUCGGCCUCGACCUCCAUGGCCUCGUCAUCACCUUCUGUCUGGACCACGGCCUGAAGUACCUGCUCUACACCUACCUGGAGCACUACAGGUUGACUCCCAGGAACUGCCCCGUCCUGACCAAUCAGAGCCUGUCUGAGAGUCAGCCCUGGUUCGAGAUGAUGGUGAAGAUCCAGGAGAUCACCAGGGAUCUGUCAGACCCUCGCCUGCUCUUCCAGGCCUGUUUGACCAGCGCUCAGGUUCUGCUGCCGGGCAGCCAGGCGUCUCUCAGCAGCCUCCUGCUGGAGGGACACAGUCUGCUGGCGCUGGCUGCCAUCACCUUCGCCCCCGGAGGAAUCGACCAGGUGGUGGUCCAGGGGUCAGAAGGGUCAGGGAGGACAGUCGACCCUCAGCUCCUGAAGAUGGCGCUGGCUCCCCACUCCAAGCUGAAGGCCGCCCUGUUCCCCCCCGGGCCCCGGGGACACAGCCCGUCCUCGGACAUCUCUGUUUACCAUCUGCUGCAGUCGCUCCAUCCUCUGGACCCGUCCAGGCUGUUUGGCUGGCAGGCGGCCAACACCCUCAACUCCACCGAGACGUCCGAGCUGCCUCACUUCUCCAGCCCUCACCUGGUCAACAGGUUCGCUCUGGUGGAGAACCUGGACUUCCUGUACUACCUCCGUCACGGCCGACCGUCCUUCGCCUUCGCCACGUUCCUCGUCCAGCAGCUGAGCAGCUGCAGCGACUCCACGCUACUCUGGCAGCAGGCCCGGCAGCAGGUGUACCGGUUUGCUCUGCGGUGUUUCAACGUCCCGUCGGUGACGUCUGCAGCCGUUUGUUUCUGUGAGCUGCUCGGAGUCUGCAGCCUGCGCCUGAGAGUCGACCUCAGAGCCAUGAACUCCAUCCUGCAGCACUGGAGCCAACACAACACACACACUGCCCCCACACAGAGGCUGCACACUCUGGGAGUGAAGUUGGCAGAGGCGGAGCCUGGCGCAGCGGAGCAGCUGAUUGGUUACCUGGAGGCUGCAGUGGCGGACAGCGUGGAGCAGAGGGGCGUGGCCAGGUCGUCAUACGAGGCGUCUCAGGAGUGGGCGGUGCCAGUUCAGUUCUGUCAGCUUCACAGUCUGGAGCUCAGCUCUGUUUACCCCGCCCACUGCGCCGAUGACGGACAGUUUGUCCACUUCCUGUUGUUUGUUGAGCUGCACAGUUUCCCGCCCCAGCAGGUGAGGUCACUGGUGGCUCGGUUUGGCCCCGCCCUCCAGGCCCACCUGAGCCUGGCGUUCCAGGAGCUGCAGCUGCACCGUCAGAGGAGGAGCAGUGGAUCUGAGGAGCAGCCGCAGUGUGGGAGCACAGAGAAGGCCUCUGGGGGUCCGGAGCCCCUCAGGGAGCUGUUCCAGGUCCUGCUGCAGAGCCAGGAGGAGGCGUCGCCCUGCAGGUUCCUGCUGCACGAGGCGCUGGUGCAACGCUGCCCCACACUGGCUGUGCUGGCUGCCUGUCAACAGGGGGCGGAGCUGCUGCCCUGCCUGUGUGUGUGGGUGUUGACCUCUGUGAAUGAUGUCACACUGAGUGAAGCCACCGCCCACCUGCUCGAAGCCCCACAGCACCACGAGUGGACCCUGCACGACCUGUCAAUCAUCUGGAGGACGCUGCUGGGGCGGGGCCACGUCAGGCCCCUCCUACGAGGCUUCGCUCUGUUCCAGAGGGACUGCCCCCUGGUGCUGGUGCUCAGGAUGUUCGAGCUGUGUUGUGACUACAGGAACUUCUCCGAGGCCAAAGUGAAGCUGCUGGAUUUCCAGAGGACGCUGAUCACUCUGAGAAACAGUGGCCCGGUGCCCCCUGGUGGACUCCCCCUGCAGUGGGUGGAGAGCCAGGCCUCGGUGCUGCUCCUCACGAUGCUGCAGCGCUGCUCCUCCCAGUACGACCUCCACCGCCUGCUGCAGCUCCUGGCCGACGUGGACAAGCUCCUCAAGUCCAACGGUCCAGACUUCAGGAAGCUGAGUCGGCUCAGUCAGUUGCUGCAGGGCUCAGACGUCAGCUUCUCUCCCAGGCUGCUUCAGUGCAGUUCACCCUCUGUCCAGCAGGAGGAGUUUCAGGCUGCUGUGGACGCUCUGCAGGCCAGGGGGCGCUACACUCAGGCCAGGAAGGUGGCGCUGCUGGCCGACCUGCCCGUCCACCACCUGCUGCUCAGCCAGCUCCUUCAGGAAAUGAACUCCCAGAAGUCCAAGACAACGUGGAGGAGGUUGGAGACCCGAGUCAGUUUCUGGAGGAGUUGUCAGGAGCAGCUGAGGAGCGACAGCACUGAUCCAGGAUCAGCCUCCGGUUUCUUCUUGUCGCAGGCUGAAGCCUCAGAUUCCUCGGCAGCUGCAGAAGUUCAGACGGAGCUGCUGGACGUCCAGGAGCGCUGCCUCCUGCUGGGCCUCGCCGCUCACUGGCUCUCCCAGCUCAGCCCGACUCCCAUCGACCAGCUGGAGAGCAUGGAGAAGAAGCUUUGGAUCAGCCGGGUCCGACAACACGUCCUCGCCGUGGCCAUGGAGCAGGAGAGCGUCUUCAACCUGCCGCCGCCCGCCGUCGCACCGGAAAUGAACAAGUAUGAAGUUCUCAUGAAGGAGUUCUCCUUCUCUAACAUAUCAGCUCUGAACACGGAGACCUGCCUCCGUCUGGACGGACUGCCGGGUCGCUCCGAGGAGCAGGAGGAGCAGGAGGAGGAGCAGGACAUCAACUCCGAGGAGAGGAGAGUUCUGGCUUCUCUGAUUGGUCAGCUAUUAGAUGACGGCAGUAUCCAUGAAGCCAGCCGAGUCUGCCGCUACUUCUGUCUGCACCACCCAGACGUGUGGGUGGUGCUGCGCUGCCGAGGGCUGGCGUCCGGAGAACUGAGCCCCGCCCCACAGGAGGAGGAGUCAGAGGCGCCGCCGAGGAGGAGCAUCACCCCCUCGUCAUCGUUCGGCAGCCUGUCGCUCGCCAUGACUCCGCCCCCUGAAGACGAGGUCGCCGCCCAGCUGCAGCGACUGGUGGAUCAGUGCUGCCAUGGCAACAACUACUGCAAACAGGUCCUGAGCCUCUACCAGCUCUCCAAGGAGCUGCAGAGCUCGUUCAGUCAGAUCUGCCUCCAGGAGCCGCGCUCGGUGCUGGAGCUGCUGCUGCAGUCGGAUCAGCCCGAGCGCUUCAGGAAGGCUCAGGCCUUCAUCCGGGCCCAGGGCCUCUCCACAGACACGGUGGCCGAGCUGGUCUCCUCCGCCGUGGCCCAGGCGCUGCUGGCCUCCGCCCACGACCUCCACCCGGUAGAGAAGCAGGUAUUCCGGCCGUCGGAGGGGCGGGACUCGCUGCUUCAGCUGAUCAAACUAUGUGAUGACCCGAAUCUGGUGGGAAUCAAACUGCUGGAAAACGUCAACGUGGUUCCACUGAGAGACCUGAGCUGCAUCGUGGAUCUGCUGAUCGCUGCUCACGACUGUUUCAGUCUCACCUGUAACAUGGAGGGAAUCGUCCGGGUGCUGCAGGCCGCCCGUCACCUCAGCCACACCUACCUGGCCCCGGGGGAGCACUACGGCCUGCUGGUGCGUCUGCUGACAGGCAUCGGCAGAUAUGAUGAGAUGACGUACGUCUUCGACCUGCUGCAUCAGAACCAUCGCUUCGAGAUGCUGCUGAGGAAGAAGGUGGACAUGGACCGAGGACAGAGCUCCAGUCUGAAGACGGCUCUGCUGGACUACAUCAGGCGCUGCCUCCCUGCAGACAGCGAGAAGCACAACAUGGUGGCGCUGUGCUUCAGCAUGAGGAGGGAGAUCGGAGAGAACCACGAGAUGGCUGCCAGGACGCAGCUGAAGAUCAUCGAGUCUCAGGAGUGGGUCGUCACGCCGGAUCUGAAGAGCUCAUUGGUCAAAGUGUUGGGUCUGUUGAAGGACGCAGCUGAGAGCUUCUCCAAGGACUCGUGUGUGCGUCAGGCCACUCGCUGUGUCCUCACAGCUAAGCUAGUCGCUCUUCAGCUCCACUUCCUGAACCAGGGCUCAGACGUACGUGUCAUCAACCUGCGACCUGCGGUGCUGCUGAACACGCUCGUCCAGCUGCCGCGAUGCUACCAGGUGUUUGUGGUGUCGGAGGCGUACGGCGUCAGUCCCGACUGGGCCGAGGUUCUGUUCCAGAAGGUGAUUCUGAAAGGAGACUUCGUUUACCUGGAGGAGCUGAAACGCCACCGCCCGCUGACCUCCAGCCUGUUCGAGGACAUUUUCAAGAAACUGGACGGCGCUCCCAGCAGCGUCACUGUGCACGUGAAGCGCCUGCUGACGCACUGCGAGGACGUGUACAGCCGCUACAGACUGGCCUACCAGCAGAAACUGGACCACGUCACCAAAACCAUGCUGCAGGACGCAAAGACGUCCAACUACCUGAACGACAGACUGGCCAGCUGAUCCGCUGAGCCACUGGUCUGUCAAAGAAGAACUUUACAAAACUCACUGAGCAAAUAGAAGUUUGUUCUCUUAUCUUCUGUGGAGACUAAAAUCUGAUGCUCUCAGUGAAACAUCCCUGUUAGUUAAUAUUAAAGAGAUGAAAUGUUACAAGCUGAGAAUCAACAGAAAACCUUCAUGAAAACUUCUGUGAACAUGUAAAUUAAAGAGACUUUUUAAACGGC
Molecule: messenger RNA, 7501 nt
Organism: Platichthys flesus (European flounder)
Lineage: Eukaryota; Metazoa; Chordata; Actinopteri; Pleuronectiformes; Pleuronectidae
Gene: spg11
Product: SPG11 vesicle trafficking associated, spatacsin
Exons: 40
Coding region: 42-7280 (2412 amino acids)
Biological process (GO): chemical synaptic transmission; synaptic vesicle transport; axo-dendritic transport
Cellular component (GO): synapse; axon; dendrite
Source: RefSeq, a predicted model, not a curated record